Messenger RNA from Pelmatolapia mariae (spotted tilapia), 2718 nucleotides. RefSeq names its product G-protein coupled receptor 22-like. NCBI's taxonomy places the organism in Eukaryota, Metazoa, Chordata, Actinopteri, Cichliformes, Cichlidae. Gene Ontology annotation, molecular function: peptide binding; G protein-coupled receptor activity. Gene Ontology annotation, cellular component: plasma membrane. The transcript has 5 exons. The record is from RefSeq and is a predicted model, not a curated record. Gene Ontology annotation, biological process: cellular response to hormone stimulus; G protein-coupled receptor signaling pathway. The coding region runs from base 973 to 2295 and encodes 440 amino acids.
CUGUGGUCUUACGAGUCCCUCGCUCUCUCUCUGGAGUUGCAUGCAGUCAGAUUUCCACCCAGAAAGGAUUCAACAGUGUGAUCGCUGCACGACGGACUGCUGAGCUGCACCUCACACACUCUCAUCACCUGAGGCCACCGCACUACCUCACCUGAGGACGAAGAACUCGGACAGAGCCAAGGAUCACUGAGAGACGAUCCCAGCAGGGUCAUAUGGAAUUUGACUGAGGAGCAGCACAAAGGAAGGGGGAGAAAAUCCUGAUGACAGAGGGACGUGGAAAAAUUCUCUGCUUCAAUCAGUUCUUCCAGUCUAUGAAUGAUAAAUCUGUGGAUGGACUCCGUUAGUCCGACUGGUAUAUAAGGACUCUGUGUGCAUGUGUGACUAUCUCGGUGCUGACCUUGGUGCAACACUCCCUGCCCUUGGACCACAGGCCUCUAAAGUUCAGAGCAACAAUCAAACAAUCUUCCUUCCCCCCAUUUUCAACCUUCUCCCUUCAGUGUUGUGCAGAACACGAGAACCUGACAAAGUCUCACAGGUGCGUUAGCCCCUAACGGGACUUUCAUAAUCUCCAAACAUCAAAAGCUGAAUAUGUCCUGAAAAGCUGGAAGCAGAGCAGAGAGGAGGAUUGUUUUGCUGCUGGCAUCAUUUUCAGGCAGAGAUGACACUGGAGGCAACAGUUUAAGCACAACGGACAAUGACAGGACAGAGCUUUACAUGAAAGACGCCAUUGAUGUUAGUUCACUGGUGCAAAUCACAUGCACCCCGAAGAGGGGUGGGUGUGCACUGCACAGACUUUUACCACUGGAUAACUGGAACCAGUAUCCCUGAACAUCCAAAGCUGCAAAAGAGAUGGAUCAAACAAAUGAACUUUACCAAGUCCGGAGACAGUGGAGUGGUCCAACAUGCUUCUAAUACUGCUAAGCUGGAGAGGACACUGCUAGCAGGAAGUGGCCUCUUCCUCCUAUCAAGAUAAUGCACACGUCCUCAGUGUUGAUGUCUGCAGCCACCAUGAGCAACACGACUGUGCUUGACACCGCUGACCCAUCUGAUCUUGACAUGAACUCUUCUGAGGCAAUAUAUCCCAUCAGCUUCCAGGCUUCUCUGACAGGCUUCUUGCUGUUGGAGAUCAUUCUGGGUCUGAGCUCCAACCUCACUGUGCUGAUCCUCUACUGUAUGAAGCAGAACCUCAUCAGCUCUGUGUCCAACAUCAUCACCAUGAACCUGCAUGUGGUUGAUGUGUUGAUAUGUGUGUGCUGCAUCCCACUGACAACUGUGGUGAUUCUGAUUCCACUGGAGGUGGACACAGCCAUGAUGUGCUGCUUCCAUGAAGCCUGCGUCUCCUUCACGAGUGUAGCAACCGCUGCUAAUGUCCUAGCCAUCACCGUGGACCGUUAUGACAUCUCAGUACGUCCAGCGAACCGUGUGCUUACAAUGGGCCGAGCAGUGGUUCUGCUGGGAUCCAUCUGGGCUUUAUCCUUUUUCAGUUUCCUCGUUCCAUUCAUGGAAGUGGGCUUCUUUAUCAGAUCCAGUUCAUAUCUUUUGAACCAGACUACAGUGGUGACUGUACCUCAUACAAAUGAGUACUACACAGAGGUGGGUCUGUACUAUCACCUGCUAGCACAGAUUCCUAUAUUCUUUUUCACAGCUGUUGUAAUGCUGGUGACUUACUACAAGAUUCUUCAGGCUCUUAACAUUCGCAUUGGAACACGGUUUCAGAACAACUUACCUAAAAAGAAGCAAAAGAGCAAAAACACCAUCUCUCUUAGCACUGCAGCACAAGCAGAGUCAACUGAGGUUUCACAGAGCAGUACAGGUGUCAGGGCAGGUGGAAAUGCACCUUUGGGCAUGCGGGCCUCAGUGUCUGUGAUUAUCGCACUAAGACGAGCCGUAAAGCGUCAUCGAGAGAGAAGAGAGAGGCAGAAACGAGUCUUCAGAAUGUCUCUUCUCAUCAUUUCCACGUUCUUAUUUUGUUGGACUCCAAUAACUGUACUCAACACCAUCAUCCUCAGUACUGGACCCAGUGAUCUGGCUGAUCGCCUCCGCCUUGGUUUCUUGGUAAUGGCCUAUGGAACCACCAUCUUUCACCCACUCCUCUACGCCUUCACCCGGCAGAAGUUCCAAAAGGUUUUGAAGAGCAAGAUGAAGAAGAGGGUGGUGUCUGUUGUUGAAGCUGAUCCUACACCAAACAAUGUGGUCAUACAUAACUCAUGGAUCGACCCCAGGAGAAACAAGAAGGUCACCUUUGAGGACACAGAAGCCAGACAAAAAUGUCUAUGUUCACAGGACGCAGAGUAAUGGGGCUAGCUCAAAUGUAAAUAUGUCAGAUAUAUACAAUAUAUUGCUAAAAGGGAGAUGGAAGGUAUUUAGAAAAAACAGGGGAGAAAAACUAAAGCUAAAAUGGUGUGCUGCUUAAACAAUGGAAUGCUUACACUAUAUUGCCAAAAAUAUUCCAUAUUAUCAACAAAAAAUUCAAUUCUGGAUUUAACAGGAAGUCAAUGAAGGGAAGACAAUACAGGAGAAAUAUGCUCUCUCUUUCUAGUCCCUGUCAGGACUCUUGCUGCAGCAUUUUGGAUUAGCUGAAGGCUUUUCAGGGAGUUUUUAGGACAUCCUGAUAAUAAUGAAUUACAGUAGUCCAGCCUGGAAGUAAUAAAUGCAUGAACUAGUUUUUCAGCGUCACUCUGAGACAGGAUAUUUCUAACUUUAGAGAUGUUGCACAAA